Molecule: messenger RNA, 1743 nt
Organism: Vanessa atalanta (red admiral)
Lineage: Eukaryota; Metazoa; Arthropoda; Insecta; Lepidoptera; Nymphalidae
Product: peptidase inhibitor 16-like
Exons: 9
Coding region: 32-1705 (557 amino acids)
Source: RefSeq, a predicted model, not a curated record
AGUUUUAUUAAGUUUCAUGAAAAUUACAUAAAUGAUUUUAUUUAUCUACUUAUUUAAAAUUUGGAUUUUUGUUAUACUAUGUUUUAGGGUAUUUUAUUGUGAUUCCAAAAAUUUCUGCAGUUUUAAAUUUUGUAACAACACUAAAGAACACAUCUUAUGUAAAUUUCAGUCACCAGGUCCUGCGAGUUCUUGUAUUAAUUAUAAACAAUUAUUCACUACGGAACAAGAGAAAAAAGAUUUGUUAAACAAAAUUAACAGCCGAAGAAAUAAAGUUGCGUCGGGAGAAAUCCGCUCUUUACCAGCGGCGGAAAAUAUGGUAAAAUUGCAAUGGAAUAAAUAUUUGGAAGUAUCAGCUCAGCGAUGGGCAGAUCAGUGUGUGAAAAGUGGUUUGUAUGACGGAACAGACUCGUGUAGAGAUCUAGAGUAUAUGCAAGUGGGACAAAAUAUUGCUACAAUAUACGAUGAGGCGCCGGGACUGACCGUAACUUCAAUGAUUGAUUUGUGGUUUGUGGAGCUACUUAACAUGAAUGCAUCAAUUUUGUCACAUUACAUACCAUCUUCACUCACAGGAAUGCAACAUUAUGAUUACUUCACGCAACUUGUGUGGGCCAGCACAACUCAAGUGGGCUGCGGUGGAGUUAAAUUUAAAGAAAUAGGCAUGGAGUCUGGCUCUUUGCAAAACAGAACAGUCAGUAGGUUGGUAUGUAAUUUUGCACCGGCUGGCAAUCAGUUCGAUAAAUCUGUAUAUAAUUUUGGCUCACCGAGCACUCGAUGUGAUUUUGGACGCAAUUGUGAUUCCGAAUAUACAUAUUUAUGUUCAGCUUCAAGACUGACUUCUACUGUUAAUGAAAUUUUAAAUUAUGACGAAAAUACUAAAAAUCCACAAAAUGCAAUAAGUAAUAUAAAUUUUGGUACCAUUAGCAAUGUACCAGAAUGGUCUAAAAAUACUAAUUUUGUCAUAAAUUCAGAUAUUGAACAUACAAUGCCUACAACGAAAGUAGUCGAAAGUAUUGAUACACAGUUUGAUUUCUUUUCUGAUCUAUUUGAUAUGACUAAGCAAUCUCUGUUGCAAACGGAACAAAGUACUACCAAAUGUAAAGAAGUUUUGGCAGUAGACGAAUUUAUUGAAUUAUUAAAAAGUAGAAUCAGUAACGAUAACAUAUUGAAAGAUUUUUUGCUAUCAACAACUAGACUGCCAAACCCCGAGCCUAUGCUCUCAGAUGGAACUGUAGCAGCUAUAAUAAAACAGUUAUAUAGCAAAAAAGAAUCACCUACAACAAGUAAAUUACCAGAGAAUGAUAGUUUAAAUUCAACACUUUUGGUUGAUUUAGUAGAAGCGGUCAUAUUUAGACACAGUGAUAAAUAUACAAGUACCGAAGACACCAAACUACUCACCCCAAUUGUUUCUGAAGUAAGACCUGUCAAAAUACAAGCAGAACUCGGAGAAGUUAAAUCCAAUAAUGAGUUUACAGGACACUAUUUUUUUCCUGAAGAAGAAGGAGAUCAAACAGAAAAGGAAACAGCUGACUUAUAUGACGAAAUCAUUCCGACAUCCGAAAUAUCAUUAGAAAUCGAAGAAUUAAAAAGACACCCUGGUACGAAGGAUUUCUUAGAAGAAAUUCUUGAAUCGGAUUUUAUUACAGAAGACACUAUGAGGGAUAAUAUUUUAUCAACUGUAAAUAAUCCAAAUGAUGGACCAAUAUAGGGAAUCUUUCAUUUAAGCAAUAUAAAAGACUGAAAAGA